This is a messenger RNA of Engraulis encrasicolus (European anchovy), 2868 nucleotides long. It is a transcript of the gene rinl, whose product is annotated as Ras and Rab interactor-like. Lineage: Eukaryota; Metazoa; Chordata; Actinopteri; Clupeiformes; Engraulidae. The record is from RefSeq and is a predicted model, not a curated record. Gene Ontology annotation, cellular component: cytosol; endocytic vesicle. Bases 13 to 2481 code for a protein of 822 amino acids. Gene Ontology annotation, molecular function: small GTPase binding; guanyl-nucleotide exchange factor activity. The transcript has 12 exons. Gene Ontology annotation, biological process: vesicle-mediated transport.
GCUAAGUCUUGCAUGAGGAUGGCCAACGGAGACUCCCCGCACCCCUGCGGUGGCUACUUCUCCCUGCUGCUGCACCUGAAGGCGUGCCAGGAGGCCUGGGCGCCGGGGCCACCCUGGAACAAGGAGGGAGCCUGUGCAGCUCUCUGGGGUCGACCCGCAGGGAGUUUCCUUGUUCUGCGAGAUGCCGCUGGUCAGCCAGAGCUACUGUGCGUGUGUGUGAAGGGUGCAGGCGAGUCUGUGAAGGAUUUCCCCAUCUGUAGAUCCGGCACAGUGGUGCAACUGGAGCAGUCUCACCUGGCCUUUCCUGACAUUGCCCAGCUGGUCGCUUUCUACACUCUGACCAGGGAUGUGCUGCCUAUGUGUCUGCUGGUCCCUUCUUGGAUCUCCAGCCUGCCAAGCUCCUCUGUGAAGCACCAAUCUCAGCUUGGACCCAUGUCCUGGCUGUGCCCCCCAUCAGAAUCAGAAUCAUCAACUUCCACAGUAGUGCCUCCAUCAGUGGUGUGCACCAUACAGUUGACCACCACCAGUGGAGCUCUCUGCGUUGUCAACCCACUUUAUUCACAUGAGCAUGGACGAGAUUGGCUCUCCCAUGCGCCAAUCAGCACACAGAGGGCCAGUCACCCAGACAACCGUAAGUUUGAGAGGAGGCUCAGCACCACUAGGCCCUGGGGAGGGGCGGGACUAAGGAAGAACAGAGGAAUUUCAUUGGACGAGGAUACACUGGGAAGCUACUCUGAACCCUCAGGAGGUGGAGGUGUGGGCUGCGUGUCUCCAUGUACAGGAGGUGGAGGUGUGGGCUGCGUGUCUCCGUCUGCAGGAGGUGGAGGUGUGGGCUGCGUGUCUCCGUGUGCAGGAGGUGGAGGUGUGGGCUGGGUGUCUCCGGGAUCUACAGUGCGUCUCCGCAGGUCCAGUAGCAGCAGCAGCACCAGUAGCAGCAUCAGUGACCACCACCGUCUCCAACGCGCCUCCACGGGGAACUCCUCCGGCCUCUACAGCUCCGCGCCGCAGUCCCCCCACCGCGUCUCCUGGGUGGAGGGGAACCUGUGGACGUCUCCCCCUCCCCCGCCCUCCCUUCUGCAGCCUACGUCCGUCGGAGAGCUGGACUCCCUCUCGAUCAGCAGCAUAGAGGAAGAGAGCGACUCCCCGAGUUGUUCUAGUCCCGCCAUCUCUCUCCACCCCCGCCUGCUGUUGGCCGACAAGGUGAAGAACCGCUUGUCCGCUGUGGGCCACGCGCUCAGUGGCCUGGUGAACCCCCAGAAGAAGCUGGUCCACCGCGUGCAGGAGUUGAGCAGGAGCAAGGGCGGCUUUUUCGCGGAGGCGCUGCGUACUUUCCUGGAGCAGACCCAGCAGCAGGCGGUGGUGGUGGAGGUGGAGGGGAGGACCAGCAGCACGGACAUCCUGCAGGAGGUGCGCUCCUCUCUCACCUCCCUCAGGGACACGCUGCUCGACUACUCUGACGUCGGCAGCCUCCUAGACAGCCUGGUGGAUCUACCCGACACUGACCUGGACGCCAUGCUUGAAAUCUCGCUGCACAAGGUGGCCCUGAAGCCGGUCUGCUCCCACCUGUACUCCUGCAUCCACACCUCGCACAGCCUGGACGGCAGCUUCCAGAUGCUCGAGAACAACAAGAGCACUCUGGAGGGACGCAGCCUGGAGGAACUGGAGGGCCGCGCAGGCGCAGGUGUUCCAGACCCAGUCACCAUGGAGAAGAUCCAGCAGCACUGGUCGUCCAUGCAUAAGGCCCACUCGCCCAACAAGAAGGUUCAGAUACUGCUGAAGGUGUGCAAGGCCAUAUACCACAGCAUGAACGCCAAUGCCAAGCCUGGUGUGGUGUUUGGGGCGGAUGACUUCCUGCCGUGUUUGACGUGGGUGCUGCUCCGCAGCGAUGUGGUCACUCUGCAAGUGGACACUGACUACAUGAUGGAGCUGCUGGACCCCAUGCAGCUGCAGGGAGAGGGUGGGUACUACUUGACGUCCGUCUACUCCGCUCUCUUCUACAUCAGCACCUUCCGCCCCCGGUUGGCCGCACGCCAACUCAGCGUCGAGGCCCAGCGCUCGCUCAGCCAAUGGCAUCGCCGACGAACCCUGCACUGCAACCAGUCACGCCGGGGACGUCACCGCAGGACGAUUCGCAGGCACACAAAUCCCAAGACGCCGCCGCCGAUUCCAAAGGGCGCCCCAGAAGGAGGACGCAAGACCGAGCUCUCUGGAGCGAGCGAACAGGACGGCCCGCUGCAGACAGCUCAAAACGUGGCAGCGAAUUCGGUUUUACCGACGGAGUCUGAGAAAAACUUGAACACGCAAGAGCUGGAACUUAAGGGUAACACAUGUCUUGGAGGUGGAAGUGUCCAGAAAGAGUCUCAAGGAACAGUCUCAGAGAGUCUGGGAAAUGUGACUGGAGGAAAACAGAUGGAGACGAAUAGAUGCCCUCUUGCUGUACACGUCCCAAAAUGUGGCAGCGAAGGUUCUAUCGGAGUCUGAGAACUUGAACACACAAUCUUGAACUCAAGGGUCAGGGGCGUCGCCAGAAACUUUGGGCCCCAUGAAAGAUUUGAAUUUUGGGCCCCAUUAAGGGCCCCUGUGACAGUUCUAGGGCCAUUAAAAUCUGUAACACUUGCACCCCCACCCCCCCAGCGGCACACAUGUUAAGGAUAGAGUAGAGAGAGUAGAGUAGAGUAUUUUAUUGAUCCCGAGGGAAAUUAAGAUGUUAAGUAGCAUAUAUGCAUACAUACAUAAAUACAGAAGAAGACAAAAGGACAUUAUUCACAACAUUGCACAGAUAUUCACAAAUAUUCACCAUACAUACUGUAUAUUCACAGGGUCAGAUCUCCCUAUCCCACUUACACACACACACACACACACACACAC